AUGGUUAACAAAAAUGAAAUAAAAGAGAUUCAAAUGGAAGCAGUUGCGUGGGUAAAAACUGUCGAUGAUAUCUGGAAACACUUAGAAAGAAAGCAUUUCAACCCCCAAUUGGAGACUAAAAUUGGAUGUGGAAUUAGAUUCUUUGCAAAAAACAUUGAAGCGUGCGGAGAAUUCAACGAAAUUAUUUUGAAACUUGCUGAUUGCUUCAACGUUGCCUUGGAUCUGAAACUAGUGAAAUGGACUGUUCGAGAUAUAAAUGCAAUGUUAAUGAUGAUAACCUCAUUACUUCUCAAACGCAAAGAUGAGGUUAUAAUCAGAAAAACAGCUUCAAUAUUCAAAAAGUGUAUUGAACAGUUGGAUCGGGACAGAAAAGAUGAUUUAACGACUAUCAUUAAAUUACAUACGAGACCAGUAAACUUAAUAUUGCACAAAAUGAGCAAAGUUUCAACUUUUUACACGCAAUUAAAAAUUCUGGAUCUUUUCAAUCUUACUUUGAAACAUUUCGAAGAUGGCGGCUUCGAUAUAAUCAGCAAUUAUAAACUUUUUGCAUCUUGCAAUGAAAAUGUCAUUCAAAAUGCAAUACAAAUGUUCAAGGCUAUUGAUGAGAAGCAUUUUUUUGAAACUUCACGUCCAUUUCUCGAAAUUUUCAAUCGACACAACCUUCCUUCGCCUUUUAUUUAUUCUUUUAAGGGAUUCGUUAUGGAUGUUAAUAAUGCUUCGCUUCCAUUGCAACAAGAAGUGACAAUUGACUUCAAUUUGCGACAACUUUCAAUUUCCUUCUUUAUUGAGAUUUCGGAUCAAACAUUUUGCUUAGAAAUGGAGGAGUGUGAAGCAUUCGCUGAGAAAAAUAAGUUUAUUGAUCCGAAUCAGGUUGAAUUGAAGCUUAAACCAGCCCGUUUUCAUUUUUUGAACGAAUCUGAUGAAGUUGUUCACGUGUUUGAUCAACUUGAUGCUGUCAUUCUGGUGUUCACAGAUCAAGAUGUUUUCUUUUCAAUUAUUUAUCCCAUUUUGAAGACCAAAUCUUCAUUAGCUGCUGAUAUGACUGAUCAAGAAUCAAUGUUCAGUUAUCACACAAUUAAAUCGGUUAUUACUGCAAAUAAACAGAAGGAACAAUCGAAACCAAUUGUAGCUCUUGAUAACAUCAAACAAACUGUUGAUCCACCAAAACAUGUCCCUGAAGCGAUUGUGCCAAUCGAUUUGUCGAAAUUAAACCUUGAGAAUAAAACUCAAGAUACAGUGAAAACACGUCAAACAGCUAAAGUUGGACCAACUUUGAAACAAACUACAAUUUAUGAUGAAAUUCCAACUGACAAUGAUCCACUUCCACCAGCACGACAAUAUUUUCAACAAUGUCGCAUCAAUCGUCAGAAUAAACGCCAAAGUAAUAACAUAAAUAACAUAAACAAAAAAUAUGAAAAAUAUUUGAUGUCACCAGAAAUGCCCACUAAAAUGAAAGGAAAAGAGGCUAAGAAAAUUUCAAUUAAAAGAAAUCUAAAAGCAAAAACGAAGACUGUGAAAAAUCCACCGAAACCUCGAGGCAAGACUGCGGCUUUUAAAAAAGUUGGUGAACGAGUAAAAAAAUCUCCGAAACAGCAGAGUUUGCAGAAGGAAAAGGAAAAUCAAGAACCGGAAUUACCAACAACCAGUCGUGGUCGUGGAUUCAAUGCAGAAAUUAUGAAAUUGAGAAACACAAUGACAAACGUAAAUCGAACUUACUCCAUCAACUAUUCAACUGAGGAUGAAGGCAAUGAUGCAGAAUGGAAAAAGAAUCGUGAGAAAAUCAUUGCAAAGAAUUCCCGCAAACGACCAUUGAAAGAAAAACCAGAGAGCGAAGUAACCCAAAAACAAGCAAUAACAGAGGAAAUCUAUGCUGAUGUUCUAAUAGAAAUAAUUCCAAAUGCUAAUAAAAAAUUGAAAACAACUUUAAAAGAUGAUGAAAUGAAGAUUGAAAAUUUCCAUCAAGAAAGCCGAAAUGUCUUCAAAAUUAAUGAAAAUAAAGAAGAAACUAAGAUUGUUAAGAAUACUCGUAUUGGUGUCGAGAAAUUGCCAAGUACUCAACAAAUUACUGAUUCUUAUCGACAAAACAAAGUGUCGUUCAAUGAAAAUUUACAUUUCUUCUCAAAAACUCCUUCAUCAUCGCCAAAAUCUUUGAAAAACGUUGAAAUAACACCUGAAGAUGAAACAAACAAAUCUACAAUGAUAGUUAAUCACACUCAGGUUGAACAUUCAUCAUUAAUUCCUCAAAAUCCUUCACAGUCUCCAAAUGAUGAAAUUAAAUUUAAUUUCGAAACUUUGAAGAAUAAUGAAAUUCUUCAUAAAUUUAUUAAUGACUCUAAUAACAAUAAUAAUCAACAAUCAGAGAACGACAACAAAGUUCACGACAAUAAUGAUGGAGUUGAUUAUCAGAUUGUGGCUAAAACGCAAACAAUUCAAAAAACGCAAACAAUUCAAAAAACGCAAACAAUCCAAAAGUCAAUUGGUAGCAAUUUGACUCAGGAUGUCAACAUUUGUAUUGCUGAGCAGAAAAUCGUCAAAGACAAACCACGAGAUGCAAAGAAACUCGUUCCAAACAAGAAAGAAGAACCACUUUCCCUGCUUUACAAGAAGAAAGCAAAGGAAAUGUUACAGCCGAUUUGGAACGAGAUGAAGACAUUGAAGUUGAAUAAUUCUUCGAACCUGAUAAACGAUUCAUUAAAAAAAGAAGUUUCCAAAGCAAUGCAAAGAAAUAAAGAAUUAAAAAAUCAUUUAAAUCAACAUGUGAAGCUGCUCAAACGACUUCAACACUCGAAGACUAAAUUGAAGCAGUUGACUGAUGAAGAUGUUGCUAAUUCUGCUGCACUUGUAGUCGCCUUACAGAACGCUGAAACUGAAAAGCAAAAUAAAAUUAAGGAUAUUCAGAUGAAACUUGAUGCUCUUAGCAAGAAAGCAUCAAAAAUUAAUGAAGAAAUUAAGCGAAAAAUUUGGAAGAAAUACGUUGAUAAAAUUUCUGCAGAUUUGCAAUUGAUGCUUCAAACGAGUUCCAAAAUUUAA
This is a messenger RNA of Clunio marinus, 3030 nucleotides long. The record is from the annotation of a GenBank genome assembly. Lineage: Eukaryota; Metazoa; Arthropoda; Insecta; Diptera; Chironomidae.